AUAAAAGCUGUGCAGGAGCAACAGAUGCUCAGAAGUUGCUGAAAGUUUGAGAAGAACAGAGUGUUGGGAUACACUACCCAGAUACACUACCGGAACUAUGAUGCGUCUCCUGUUGCUUCCACUCUUCCUGCUCAGCCUAUCCGUGGCAUGCAUGGGUCAGACGUUUCAGUACUCCAGGGGCUGGACCAAUGGAAAGCGGGCCCUGCAUCCUGUUUCGCCACUGAUAACAAACGGAUACUUCCAUCGGAUUAACGAGUUGGGGUUUUCUGAUCUCGACGAUAUGCCCGAUGGGAAGAGCGAUCGCUGGCUACAAAUAUGCCUGUCAAAACUUCAGAAAUCAUUGAUUAAUCGGAACCCUGGAGAGGGCUUGAGUUUAAAACGGGUGGACACCGAUUCUGGUGAUAUCAACUUGAAAUCCAGACUCAAUAACAAUAAUAUCGACCAUGUUCUUUACUCAAUUUCCAACCCGAAUCGUAAUCAACAAACAAAUGACAUUUUCGAAGAAUUUAAAACAACUGGAAGAAUUUUACCUGAAACCAAUGUAUAUGGAAAACAGUAGACAUGGAAACCACAACGAUAUUGAAUGAUUGUUUAUGAAACUAGCAAUAAAUGCUAACGAAAAUUGUGAAAUAUUGUAUAUUAACUAUAAAAAUUAAACCCUAGUUUUGCAAAUAAAGAAAAUUUUAAAAAAUUAUUAAAAUUUUAAUGUUUUUAUCCAAGUAGCAAUCUUAGCACACUGUAUUUCAUAAUAAAUUAAAUUCAAAUGGCACUCGUAUUUGUAAUUUAUUAUAAAAAAAUAUUAAGUACAUACAUGUAUCUUUCACAUUUUCAUGUGAUUUAUGCUUAACUUUAAAUAAAAUCAAUAGGACAUCAA
Messenger RNA from Drosophila ananassae, 874 nucleotides. RefSeq names its product pro-corazonin. NCBI's taxonomy places the organism in Eukaryota, Metazoa, Arthropoda, Insecta, Diptera, Drosophilidae. Bases 98 to 559 code for a protein of 153 amino acids. The transcript is spliced from 2 exons. Gene Ontology annotation, biological process: positive regulation of heart contraction. Gene Ontology annotation, molecular function: corazonin receptor binding. The record is from RefSeq and is a predicted model, not a curated record.